CGUCGGCGCGUCUUCCAACUACAGUAGUCCCAAAUCAUGACGUCGUCCCGCACUUAUGGUUAAAGCUUCUUUCGUCCAAAGUCAAUCAACAAACAUGACAAUCGAGAUGGAAACGAGGACUCACAGUCUCCCAAGCCCUGUGUCACUAUGGCAGAAUCAAAAGACUUCGGAGUCCGGAGACUGGAGAAUAUCAAGCGCAAUGGCGCACUCCUCGAGAGCCUUGGUGUCAACGAACAAGCCAAGGCCAUCCACGACUCGAGACCCAUCGAACCUGCGAAGAAGAAACGAAAGAUCGAGAAGACGAAGCUGAAUCUACCACCCUCUCGAGCCUCUGCUAGAAUAGCAUCCGCCUCUUCUCGACCAAUAUAUGAUGAAGAUGUCCUCACCCAUGCUAUUGUAACGACCAAGCAGACGAAAUCGACGUCUAGCAAGAAGGGAACUUCUGCGAGCAAAACGAAACUUGAAGAAACCAGAGACAUAAGACCAGAGAUACCCACAAAAGACCUUGGAGAACUCCAAGCCUCCUGGACAUCAUGGACACCCACCGCACCGCCCCCAACCCGCGAUGAAGAAGGCGUCUUCCACUUCCCCUCCCACCCAGACUUCACACCCAACAAAUCUCCCGAAGAAGUCCUCCGCGAAGGCUGUUUCGGCGGCUCCUAUUUCCGCCCCCUCUACUCCAAGAAACUCAGCAUAACAAUCUCCAACGACUGGGAAGAACUACCACCCUCCUGGACCACCAACCUAAACGUCCCGACCUACCUCACGUCCCCUAGCUACGAGCCCGAAAUGAACAAGUUCCACGUAACUUGCGGACAGUCGAUCGAGGAAUGGGAAGCGGCUGGGUGGAUAAACCAUGAUUUUGACGUGCGGGGCUGGUUUCAGUGGUACUGUCGGUUCUUUAUGGGGAGACGGUGCGCGGAUGAUGAGAGGCAGGUGGGGAGGUGGAGGAAAUGCGUGGGGAGGACGGGCAGGUGGAGGAGGAUGUUGUUGAAGAAGUAUGUGAGUGCGGGGGUGAGGGAGGUGGUUGAUGAUGGGGCGGAGGACGGGCAGGAGGAGGUUAGUCCGGUCAUGCAUCAGACGUGUCAUCAUUGGGCGUUUAUGGUGACGCAGGAGGUGUUGGAUGAGUAUUGGAGGACGGGGAAGUGAGGGACGUUGUUGGCGAGGUUAAUGAAUCUGCCAUUCGAUGUCGUUGUUGUUUGACCAACGGAAGAUAACUUGGAGCUGGAGUGUGUGAGAUACGCAUGGAGGUCCAGCUUCAACACACUUUGGUGCCAUGUUACUACGAAUGGCCGAUAUUUCCGCUCGGCCCUUCAAGACGACGGAGAAAUGUUC
Messenger RNA from Mollisia scopiformis, 1335 nucleotides. RefSeq lists its product as uncharacterized. The transcript has a single exon. The record is from RefSeq and is a predicted model, not a curated record. The coding region runs from base 148 to 1149 and encodes 333 amino acids. NCBI's taxonomy places the organism in Eukaryota, Fungi, Ascomycota, Leotiomycetes, Helotiales, Mollisiaceae.